AUGUUUAUCCACGUCACUAUCGCCUUACUGAGUGGCCGAGAGGCCAAUGUCGAGGCUCUGCCGGGAUCUUCUCUGGAAGAGCUGAGAACAAAGGCCCAGAGUGCCCUGGGCAUCCGCGGCAGGCUGCUAGACAGCCGCGGGGCGUGGCUGGAUGAGGACAUGACUGUGACUGAAGCAGGCCUACGAGCCGGCGACCUCCUCACCUUACAGGCAAGACCGGUCAUCCUGCAAGCAAGCUCAGCCGCCUGGGCUGCCGUGCUGGGUGACGGCUGCCUGGUGACCUGGGGCAGCCCAUUUUGCGGCGGGCACGCUCACGUAGAAGCGAAGAACGUGCAGCAGCUGUGCGCCACCUUCAGCGCCUUUGCUGCGCUCGACAGCAACGGCUCGGUUGUGUCUUGGGGUAGAGAAGACUGGGGCGGGGACUGCAGUGCUGUUGAGGAUCUGCUGGAGGAUGUGCACGAGAUCCUGGCGAACAGAUUUGCAUUUGCAGCCAUCCGGACGGACCGAUCGCUGGUGACCUGGGGUGAACCGUGUUGGGGUGGUGAUGGCCCCAACCUCGAAUCGGUAAAGCAAGUUCAAGCUUCGGACCGCGCUUUCGCUGCCAUCAUAUCGGAUGGGUCUGUUGUGGCAUGGGGCGAUGUUCUUCAUGGAGGUGAUAGCAGCGAGGUGCAAGAGCAACUGAGGGGUGUGCAGCAGAUUCACGGAAACAGUUAUGCGUUUGCUGCGAUUCGAAGCGAUGGGACCGUCGUGACCUGGGGCGACCCGGAGCGCGGUGGCAACAGCAGCGCGGUCCAAGCGCAGCUCACAAAUGUGAGAACGAUCCGAGCUUCUUCCCAAGCUUUUGCCGCUAUCCGAGGCGAUGGCUCUCUGGUCGUAUGGGGCUCCAGCUUUAGCGGUGGGGACUGCGACGGUGUUAGGGAUCAGCUCGUCGACGUGCGCAAAGUCGAAGCAACAGAGUUGGCCUUCGCCGCCAUUCUUGCCAACGGCUCUGUCGUGACUUGGGGCCAGCCCCAGGACGGUGGGGACAGUCGAGCUGUCCAAGGGCAGCUCAAAACUGUGCAAGAGGUCAAGGCCAAUGACUUUGCCUUUGCCGCCAUCCGCCUGGAUCGAUCCGUGGUGACUUGGGGCGACUCACGCUUCGGAGGUGACAGUAGCAAGGUUCAAGAGCAGCUCCAAGAUGUUGAAUCACUUCAUGCCACCGGCCAUGCAUUCGCCGCCUUGCGCUCCGACGGCUCUGUGGUGACAUGGGGCUGCCCACGAUACGGAGGUGACAGCAGUGCCGUCCAAGAGCAGCUCACGAAGGUGCAGCAUAUCCAGGGCACCUUCAUGCCUGCCCGGGACUCGAAUGGUGGCUCCUUCGCCGCCGUGCGGGACGAUGGCUCGAUCAUCACCUGGGGUGAUCGGGACUCCGGCGGCGAUAGUCGCCGCAUCCAGGAGCAGCUCCACAUGGCGCCCAAGAGACGAAAAGACAGCAAAGGCCUACGAGCCGGCGACCUCCUCACCUUACAGGCAAGACCGGUCAUCCUGCAAGCAAGCUCAGCCGCCUGGGCUGCCGUGCUGGGUGACGGCUGCCUGGACGGUGGGGACAGUCGAGCUGUCCAAGGGCAGCUCAAAACUGUGCAAGAGGUCAAGGCCAAUGACUUUGCCUUUGCCGCCAUCCGCCUGGAUCGAUCCGUGGUGACUUGGGGCGACUCACGCUUCGGAGGCAUGGUCGGGGUAAAGCCUUUUGAUUCUGUCUCAAUCCGGUUCCGCGAGUUCUCAACCAUCUCGAACCCUGAGCCGUAA
This is a messenger RNA of Symbiodinium natans, 1785 nucleotides long. The record is from the annotation of a GenBank genome assembly. NCBI's taxonomy places the organism in Eukaryota, Dinophyceae, Suessiales, Symbiodiniaceae.